Pieris rapae (cabbage white) is the source of this 1966-nucleotide messenger RNA. Its product is annotated as connectin-like. The transcript is spliced from 3 exons. Gene Ontology annotation, molecular function: protein binding. Bases 122 to 1624 code for a protein of 500 amino acids. The record is from RefSeq and is a predicted model, not a curated record. NCBI's taxonomy places the organism in Eukaryota, Metazoa, Arthropoda, Insecta, Lepidoptera, Pieridae.
GUGUCCUUUACAGUUUUUAACUGUGGUUUAAACCUCGUUUGACGUAACUGAUGUGAUUUUAACCGGUGACGGAUACGUGAGUGAUUUUUGUGAUUUAUGGCAAGUGGUUUUGAUAGAAGGUAUGCGGGCUCAAAGGAUACCCGCUGCCUUGCUACUAUUGCUCAUCGCAAUCGAUUCUCUGCACGCAAAUAGAAGAAAGCAAAAAGAAAAAGUCAUUCAAACCUCAAUAAAUAUUUGCGAUAUCAGCGACAGAGAUUCAAAAGUACACUGCUACUGCGAACACAGUCCCGAUAUCAACGAAGCAACAAAAACAGAAUGUUGGGUGUUCAAUGGUGGAAUAGAGAAAACGGACCCUUUGUGGGCAAGUUUCACAUCGCAAAUGAAUAUCGAAGUUCUCGCAUUCAAUGUACGCGCAGAUGGCGGCUUGAGCUUUGUACCUACCCGAGUUAUGAGAUACCUCCGAAAGUUAACACAAUUUAGCAUUAAAUAUAGCUCAAUACCUAGAAUAGAAAGUUACACAUUCACUAACAUAACAUCCAUACACGAGAUGACGCUAACAAAAAAUCAAAUUGUCGUUUUGAAUAGACACGCAUUUUACAACCUACCAAAUCUAACAGUUCUAACAUUAGAUGAAAACAAAAUUAAAAAACUAGAGACAGAAACCUUCUACGAACUACCAGCACUACAAAAACUUUUCUUAACUAGUAACAAUAUCACUGUAAUAGAGGAUGGUGCAUUCAAACAUCUAGUUAAUUUAUUAGAAUUAGAACUCGAUAGAAAUAAUAUAAGCGAUUUGAAAAAGGAAUGUUUCGACGGACUUGCUAAUUUAAAAAGAUUAGAUUUAAGAAGAAAUAAGAUAGCUAUAUUGAAUUCAUUUACAUUUAUCGAAUUAUGGAAUCUACAGGAGCUCUUAUUAGAUUAUAAUGAUAUUUAUGAACUAGCUCAGAGGACUUUUGAUGGUUUAUCUCAGUUGAAAAAGUUAAGCUUAAGUUAUAACAGAUUAAUAACCUUAGCUGAUGGGCUGUUUGAAGGAGUACGGGGAUUAUCAGCACUCAACUUGCGUCAUAAUAAAUUAAAGAGAUUCACAUUUGAUAAUCUACGUCCAAUUUAUGACAACAUCAAAUUACAGAAAAGUGAAAUUUCUUUGGAAGGUAACGAUUUUGAUUGCGACUGCCACCUGGCUUGGAUGCACAAAUUACGUAAUGAGGCAAAAAGUAUUAAAGUGAGAACGUCUUUAGAAAAUUUUCUCUGUAAAUUCAACUUAACUCUAUUACCCAAUUCCCAUUUUACGUACUACGAGAGAAUUGAUACGAAAAAUAAUGUAGAUAGCGAUAAAAUAAAAGACGAUGCCGAAAAUACAGAAGAGUUUCACGAUGAAAUCGAUGAAAGUUACUUAGACGAACCCAAGAAAGUGAGAGGUGAUAACGAAAGAACGUUAUUACAAAUUCCUGUGGAAUUAUUGCCUUGUCCCGCCGAGGUUAAGAGCGUAACCGAUAGAACCUACACUUACCCGUCUCAAAACGAAGCGAAGGAUUAUAGGAAUCUCAUCACAACAUCGUCUAUAUCGACGAUCGGCGUAAAUAUUUCAGUUUUCCUCCUAUCAUUACUUUUAUUGUUAGGGUAAAGAUAUUUGUUACGUUUCCGCGAUAGAUUCUUGUUGCAUUGUAUUUCACUGGUUUAUAAUAUUUUAUUAAAGGUGGAAAAAUUAUAGUUUCAAUAACUUGAAUGGCUUUGUGAAUUAAAUAGCCUGUCAUUUGCGUUCACCGCAUUAUUGUAUAGAUUAAGUUAUAAAUGAGAUUCUUUGUGCUCUGUUCCUUACAAAUUGCCCUUUGUGAAAAUGUACAUAAUCGAUAUUUUAAUCUAUCUGUAUGUAUAUCUUUUGUAAAUAUAAUAUAGAGAUUUUGUAAAGAAAUGUGAUAUAAAUGUAAGAUAUAUUUGUUUUAUCAUGGAUGUUAUUUUUAUUAGA